Molecule: messenger RNA, 429 nt
Organism: Gongylonema pulchrum
Lineage: Eukaryota; Metazoa; Nematoda; Chromadorea; Rhabditida; Gongylonematidae
Source: the annotation of a GenBank genome assembly
GCAAACACCGCUGCGCUGAUUGUUGCCAAUGGACAAAAAGCUUCUUUGGUAGUAACCAAUGAUACAGGCCUGGCCAGAGUACAACUCAACUGCACCGAUCUAGCACGCUGGAAAGCACCAAAUUCACUGAUUAAUAUCCAAAAUGUCUCCUGUCUUUUACGAGGGACAUGCGUAGUGGAGUGGGCAGAGUGGGGACAGUGGUCAGCUUGUACGGAUACUUGUGGCGCAUUCGGAAGUCGGCAACGUUUUCGCGGCUGCAGACGAAAUCGUGAAGACUGUCUCUGCCCUGGGGAUGCGAUCGAAAAAGAAUUUUGCAAUCUGGAUCCAUGUCUGUAUCCACGAACGGCGUGUCGCGAACAAUAUGUAGUUUCUGCAAUGAACCAAAGAUUCGCUUGCAUUCCAGAUCGACGAAUAAUACGAACAACCUGA